GAAGUUUGUCGCGUGAAGGAUUUUCGCUAUCUCGUCUCGGGUUCAGCCGCUUGAUAAAGGAAUUGAUUUCUGAAACCUGUUCAAAAUGAUAAAACCGUAUAGAUAACGUGAUAAUAUAAAAUGUUGUAUCAUUUUGCGGAGUGUUCAUUCUACACGUUAACACAUUUUUUAUCACACAUUCAGUUCAGUGUUAUGAUCGCGUCAUAGCGCACGUCUCCUACACGAAACUCGUCGAUAUUAUGCGGCCCGAACGCGACAGCUACUUAAGGAUACAAUUAUGAUGCCUAUUGUGUAUACUGUGUAUGGUUUUGCCAUAUUUUUUAUGAUCGCAUGGGUGUGUCUGUGGUUAAUUCACAUAAUGGCUUACUGUUACUCGAAGUGGAAGCUCCAUGGGACAGUGGACCGGUCGCCGCCUGAACAACCGUACCCUGGUGUGUCAAUCCUGAAGCCGCUUACUGGGGUCGACCCCAACCUGUUCUCCAACCUGGAAACAUUCUUUACGCUCGACUACCCUACGUACGAGUUAUUGUUUUGUGUUGAAAACGAGCACGACCCGGCAGUGAUGUUAGUGAACAGCCUUAUUCACAAGCACCCUCACAUCGAAGCUCGUUUGUUCGUGGGUGGGCAGCGAGUCGGUGUCAACCCGAAGAUCAACAACAUGCAACCGGCUUACUUGGCGGCAAAGUACCCGCUGAUACUGAUCAGCGACGCGGGCAUCAGAAUGCGAGACGACACCUUGCUGGACAUGGUGCAGCAUAUGACGGAGGAGGUCGCUAUAGUUCAUCAAAUGCCGUUCGUUUGCGACGCGGAGGGAUUCGCAUCCGUCUACGAGAAAGUGUACUUCGGCACUGCGCAGGCGCGCAUGUAUCUGUCGGCAGACUUCUUGGGUAUCAACUGUCAUGUGGGCAUGUCGUCCAUGGUGCGACGCUGUGCGCUGGAGGAGGCGGGCGGUCUGCGGGCCUUUGCAGACUACCUGGCCGAGGACUACUUCAUCGCCAAGGACAUCGUGUCGCGCGGCUGGAAGAUGCGCGUCAGCUCGCUGCCCGCGCUACAGAACUCGGGCACGCGGUCAGUGGGCGCUCUGCAGGCGCGUCUGCGGCGCUGGGCGCGACUCCGCAUCGCUAUGAUUCCUACGACAGCGAUGCUGGAGCCGCUCAGCGAGUGCAUGCCGCUGGGUGCCGGCGCCGCCUGGGCGGCGGGACAGUUGUUCGGCGCGGAGCCGCUGCCGUUCUUCUUAGUGCAUGUGCUAGUGUGGUUCCUCUCGGACUGGCUGAUGCUCCGGUCAGUGCAGAACGGCUCGCCGCCGUUCACCAAAGUGCAGUUUUUGCUAGGCUGGGUGUGGAGCGAGUGCUGCGCGCCGUUCGUGCUGGCGGCGGCGCUGCUCAGCCCAGAGAUCUCGUGGCGGACUCGCACUUACCGAUUGGAGUGGGGCGGCCGCGCCCAUGAACUCAACCCUAAACUUAAGUUCUGAGCCCCAUCCCUCCUUCAUACUCGAAAGCUUUAAUUUGGUGAAUGUUUACGUUUUACCAGUGUAUCAUAGUCUGUGUGGGAGCGACUGAAUUCGGAUGUGUGUUUAUAGUUAAAUAAUAGUAUUAAGUUUUUAUUUUAAUUGCUAUGUUAGUUUUGAAAACGAACAGUGAUUGAUUGUUGCUUUUGUUUUAGAAAGAUUUGUACAUUUAUUAGUUAAAGUUACAUCACACAUUUUAUUUAUUUUUGGUAAUUUAUUUUUACCGCUAACUUUGUCAUAUCCUGCAUUGUUUGUGAUGGCAACUCUGAGGUUGGUGUACAAGUAUAGUAAAGUGAGUCAUCUGUUAUCUGAACUGUUUGGCCCUUCUGUUGUGAUUCAUUCUGUUUUCACUUGAAUCUUGUGUGACUUAUGAUUAGAUGUUUAUUGAAAUAAUAAUUAAUGUCAAUAUGGAAGGUGUUUGUUAUUGUAAUUAUAAUAAAACCUGCUAUGUACCUUAAAUGUAAAAUAUUGAAAUGUGAUAAGAUCUAGUAUAAUUACUUUACUAUGCCGCAGAAUUCUGAAACUCAAUACGUACAUAUUUGUAUCAUACAUAUGUGUAAAUCCCACAAACAAUUAAUGUUGUAUUGUAAUACCUAAUUCUAAAUACAAGAAGUACAGGGUUAUACUCUAAAGAAUACAUUG
Spodoptera exigua (beet armyworm) is the source of this 2149-nucleotide messenger RNA. Lineage: Eukaryota; Metazoa; Arthropoda; Insecta; Lepidoptera; Noctuidae. The record is from the annotation of a GenBank genome assembly.